GUUGCGGAUAUGAACCAGAUUCAUCUCGGUUCAGGUUUCCCAAAUGAAACCCCACAGCUUGGUCUAAGUCUACAGACAUUUUACAAGCAGGAUGCUGAGUUGAUGAUGUCAGAGCCAGUGUUGAGUACACUGGUGGUCUAUCCAUCAUCAGAGUUCACAGAGGUUCUACUGAUGCCGACUCUGACCGUGGAGCCUUCAGGACGACAGGUGUACACUGAGGACACAGUCACCUUGGCAUGUCAGUUACCUGGCCACUCUGGGCUGGGCUGGCAGUUCUACUGGCACAAAGACAGGCAGGACACUGGCCCUGUGGCGCAGAUAUGGGGCAGUGGUGGAGGUGGGGCGGUCUACCAACUGUGGCGUGCCUCUAUCACACACACAGGCCAGUACUGGUGCAGAGCAGGGAGAGGACAGCCAGUCUUCUACACCCAAUACAGCCAGGCAGUCUCUGUUAAUGUCAUUGAGCUCUUCACAUCAGUGACUUUGUCAGCAUUUCCUUCGACCGUGGUCAAAGAGGGCGGGGCUUUCAACCUCACCUGUAAGGCCCAGCUUAACAACUGCAAGCUGAGCCAACAUCAUGGUAACCACAGUCUACAUAGUCACCCUGAUCCUGACCGUAACUGGACCACAGUGGUUGUAACAUUCUCCUUCCUGAGGGACGGCUGGCCAGUGGCCAGGGACUCUGUCAGUGGGAUGUACAGCGUAGCGAGGGCUUCUAGCUGUCACAUGGGGACCUACAGCUGUGUGGCCAGAGCAGGCAGGGCCAGGAGGAGCAGUCAGGAGAUCAGCAUCACACUAGACAACCUGUCUCUGAUACUGGUCACCUGCUUUGGCACCUUCCUGAUCCUCUCCGUGGCUCCAUUGGCAUUUUUUGUGAGACUAUACGCGAUGAGAUUAUGGCAGCUCAGAGGCAGAGGACAAGGAGAAUUGCAGUGCAAUGAGUGCAGUACAAUACAGGGACCAAAAUGGAGGACAGGUGAGACGUGCUGUGAGAACUCAUGUAGUUCACAUGGCUGUAUUAGUGCACAGGUGUAGGAUCUUAAUUUGAUCACCCUGUUGCAUGUUUUUUACUAAAAGAUUAAAACAGAUGUUUUAUUGUAAUCUUGCAGAUGUAUCUGGACCCAGCUGACUUGAGAAACUUUCUAUCAUUUAUUACAAAAUUGGAGUGUAGAAUAAUAAACAUAUAAUUAUUUGGAGAAUUUUGACCAAAGAAUGUUUUUGUUUUAUUUUCACCACACCCAAAUAAUACAUUGAUUCAACACUGCAACAUGCCUGUAUUGUCAAAUAGAGCCAACUCUUUUCUCAUAACAGGUUCCAUAUUUUGUAAAGAAAUAACUGCCCACCACCAGUUGAUUAAAAGUGAGUGUGAGUGAAUUUCAACAGUGUAAGGCAAGCUAUAAUAUGUUUGCCCUUAUGUUCCAUUUAUUGGUGAAUUGUUAGACCUAAAGGAUUGUAUGAUGAAUGGGCCAAGAUCUGAGAAUUGCAUUCUGUCUCCAUAUAAACUCACAAAAAAAGAAAUGUCCCUUUUUCAGGACCCUGUCUUUCAAAGAUCAUUCGUAAAAUCCAAAUAACUUCACAGAUCUU
Oncorhynchus kisutch (coho salmon) is the source of this 1584-nucleotide messenger RNA. Its product is annotated as Fc receptor-like A. Gene Ontology annotation, biological process: cell surface receptor signaling pathway; immune response. Bases 10 to 1035 code for a protein of 341 amino acids. Gene Ontology annotation, molecular function: transmembrane signaling receptor activity. Gene Ontology annotation, cellular component: external side of plasma membrane. The record is from RefSeq and is a predicted model, not a curated record. The transcript has 7 exons. NCBI's taxonomy places the organism in Eukaryota, Metazoa, Chordata, Actinopteri, Salmoniformes, Salmonidae.